Cicer arietinum (chickpea) is the source of this 5056-nucleotide messenger RNA. Its product is annotated as histone acetyltransferase HAC12-like. Gene Ontology annotation, cellular component: histone acetyltransferase complex; transcription regulator complex. NCBI's taxonomy places the organism in Eukaryota, Viridiplantae, Streptophyta, Magnoliopsida, Fabales, Fabaceae. Gene Ontology annotation, biological process: positive regulation of transcription by RNA polymerase II. The record is from RefSeq and is a predicted model, not a curated record. Gene Ontology annotation, molecular function: zinc ion binding; histone acetyltransferase activity; transcription coactivator activity.
CUCUCUUUCUCUCUCUAACUUUCUUUCGCUCUAACUGUUUAGGGUUUUAUUAUUCUUUUCUUGCGUUGCAAUUUUAUUACCAAAACACAUAAACCCUAACCCUAAUAUAAUCGAAUAACGAUUUGGGGUUUUUCAUAUUUAGCUUCAUGGUCGAUCAAUUCAUCGUUUUGUUAUCUUGAAUGAAUAGUUUCUGAUAAAGCGAAGAUGACGGCCAAGGAUUCUCAUUUAGGUAGGAAUACUUGGAGGGAAAUACCAAGCUAUAAUCCACCACAAGUCUCAAGCAUUCGGCGAAAGAGAGGCUUCAAUGAAUUGAGCAAUCAGUAUGUAACAAAUCAUGCAGGGCUCUCUGCAAACUGGCGUUCUCAUCUUGACAUGACAAACUGCCGUAAAUUGAUCCAAAAAAAAAUUUAUGAGUUCAUCAAUCCUGUAACUCAGAAUGAGCAACUUACACCUAUUCUGGAAUUAUUGCUACUUUCUAAGGCUGCUUCAAAGGAGGAAUAUAUGAACCUGGCGACACUGAAUCAACGUGUGCUAGAUCAAGUGGAGUCUGCACUCUCUUACUCCACUGAUAGCGUACCAGAAGGGAGACUAUCUUACCCUUCUUCUGUUCAGCAGCUGCCUUGUUUGCCUGAUCAUGGUUCAUCAAUCCACACACUUGCUGAUAUGGAUGUGCUUCGUAACAACCCUGUUUCGGGUGGUAGAAGCAAUCUUGAGGCUAACUCCCAAUCAAUUAACAAAUAUUUUCCUCAGCAAUGUGCAAAUAAUUUGGAGAUGAAUCUGGCAAAUACUAGAGAUUGGUCGGGGACUAUCCAGAAUAACGAGACCAUGAAUUUUCCUACUACAAUGGGAAAAUCCCUUGAAACUGAAGAUUCAAAUUUAAUAUUCCCUCCUCAACCUGCCUCAGUGAAUAUUUCGGAAUUUUCCUAUCAUUUAACUGACUUGAGACCUUGCAUAGACCAGGAAGAGACAUGGCAGCAUCAACCACAGAUGGUAGAUUUUCAGAAUAAUUCCAUUGUAAAACAUGAUGUUAUUAACGUCCCUUUUGGUUAUACCAAAUCUAUACUACAACCUACCAAAAGAAAGAAAGUGAUAGAUUCAGAUUUUAAUUUAUCUUUGAUUGACAAAUCAAGUUUUGAUCAAUGGAAUUGGGAGACGGUUCAAUAUUAUUCUUCUCAAACAAUUUCGGAAUUGCAGAAACAGUCAGAAAAAGGUUUUCCCCUCUCUUCUAUCGCUUAUGAGAGCAAUGUGGGACAAUUUACAAAUCCAAUGCUCGAUUCUACAGGAAAUAGAGGGAUAAACAACAAUGUGAUUGUUGAUACAUUUGGACAAAUUUUCAAGACUGAAACAUUUUCCUCUAAAGACUUAGAAGCUGAUCAGAUCAUGGAGGAGCCAGGCCUUGAAAGCCAUGAUGUGAUGAACAGAAACAUCUUAAAGGAAUAUGAUACUUUGAAUUCCAAGAUGCAUACUCUCAACAUGGAUCCUAUUCCUACUGAAGGAGAUCAUAUACAAGGCAGAACGGUAUUCGGCCAUGGUAUUAGAAUGAAUUCCAGUAUGCAUACUCUCACCGAGGUUGCUAUUCCUACUGAUGUAGAAGAUAUACAAGGCACAACUGAAUUGGAGACAAAUGCUGAAAAGAAAGUCGAUGAGCCAACAGCUGAUCCAGAGAUGCAAACAAAGUCCUCAAAUACAACAGUUAGUGAGAACAAGAAAAAUGUGGUUGUUGAUACAUUUGGACAGACUUUCGAGAAUGAAAUGGUUCCCUCAAAAGGCUUAGAAGCUCGUCAAAUAUCAGAUGAUGAGCCAGACUCCAUAAGCUAUGGUGUGAUAGAGAGGAGAAACUCAAUGCAAAUUGACAUUAGAUCGAUCUCCACUAUUGAUAGACAGGACAUACAAGGAAGAACUGGAUCCAACCAGGAGGGGAUAAAUACUGAAAAGGAACUCGGUGAGCCAAAAGCUGAUCAAGGGAAGCAAACCAAGUCCUCAAAUACAACUGUUAAUGAGAUAAAUAACGAGGUGGUUUUUUCAUUUGGAAAGACUUUCAAGACAGCAAUAUUUCCCUCUAAAGGCUUAGAAGUUGGUCAUGUAUCGGAGGAUCCAGAUCUCAAAGGCUUAGAUGCUGGUCACGUAUCAGUGGAUCCAGAUCUCAAAAGCCAUGGUAUGACAGACAGAAGCAAGUCAAUGAAAAUCGACAAUAGAUCGAAUUCCAAUUUGCAUGCUCUCAUCAGCAAGGUUCCUUUCCCUGAUGACGUGAAGGACAUUCAAGACAGAGCUGAAUUCAACCAGGUGGCGGCAAACGCUAAAAACGAAGUCAGUGUGCCAAAAGCUGAUCAAGAGAAGCCAACAAAGUCAUCAAACACAAUUGUUAAUGCUGUUUCCUUGACUGACUUUUUCACAAGUGAUCAAAUAGCAGAACAUAUUAGUAGCCUAAGAAAGAAAUUUGUUCGGGUUGCAAAUGAGGAGGAAACAGGAAUUGAUGCUAACACAUGUCAGUUGUGUUUAAUGCAAAAGCUUUACUUUACACCAGUACCAAUUUUUUGUUUAAGUUGUGGCAUCCGCAUCAAGAGAAGUACACCAUAUUUCUGUAGCAAAGAAGAAGAAUUUGAUGCACAGCGUUGCUUUUGCUCAGUAUGCUAUAAGGCUUCUAAAGAUGGUUACAUCAAAUUUAAUGGGGCAUCUGUUUCUAAGGCAAAUCUAGAAAAAAGGAAUAAUGGUGACGUACUUGAAGAACCGUGGGUUGAAUGCAAUAAAUGCAAAAGAUGGCAGCAUCAAAUAUGUGCACUAUAUAACAACAAAAAAGAUUUGGACUGCACUGCUGAGUAUACAUGUCCUUUUUGCCACGUAAAAGAAAUUGAAAAUGGAAUGCAUGUUCCCUUACCAAAGACUGCUAUUUUUGGUGCUAAGGAAUUGCCGAGAACCAUGCUUAGUGACCACUUAGAGAAAAGACUUAUUGAGCGCCUCAUGCAAGAGAGAGCAGACUGGGAAAAAGUUCAAGGGAAUAAGAAUCUUGAUGAGGUUAUAGCAGCAAAAAGUCUUUAUGUUAGAGAAGUGUUUUCUGUUGACAAACAAUUGAAAGUCAAUAAGGAGUUUCUGGACAUCAUUCCCGAGGAGAAUUACCCUGCGGAGUUCUCUUACAGAUCAAGAGUUAUUCUUCUGUUUCAGAAGAUUGAAGGAGCAGAUGUAUGCAUUUUUGGAAUGUACACCAAGGAGUUUGGCUCCCAAUGCGGCGGUCCAAAUCAGCGUUGCAUUUAUAUUACAUAUCUUGAUUCUGUCAAAUAUUUUAGGCCUGAAAGAGCGACUAUGAGUGGAGAAGCACUUCGUACCUUCGUUUACCAUGAGAUAUUGAUUGGAUACCUUGAUUUUUGUAAGAAACGGGGUUUCUUAAAUUGCUACAUAUGGGCCUGUCCUCCUUCAAAAGGGGAUGAUUAUAUACUAAAUUGCAAACCUGGAGACCAAAAAACUCCGAAGAAUGAUAAGCUACGCCGCUGGUAUUAUUCAUUGCUUAAAAAGGCUACUGAAGAAAAUAUUGUUGUUGGUUUAACCAACAUAUAUGAUCAUUUCUUUGAUGCUACUGAAAAAUGGGACUUCAAGUUGACAGCUUCUCGUUUGCCAUACUUUGAUGGAGACUACUGGUGUUAUCAUGCUAUGGAGAUAGCCAAGAAAAUUGAAAAAGAGUGUGGAGGAGAGUAUGAAACGAUGUUGAAGAAGAUAGUGCCAAAUAGAUCUUUAAAGGCCUUGGGACGUGAUGUCAAUCCUUCCAAAGACGCUGCCAAAGACAUUCUGGUGAUGCAAAAACUGGGCCAAAAGAUAAUGCUUGCCAGGGACGAUUUCAUGAUAGUUCACUUGCAACAUUCAUGCAUCCACUGCCAUGAAGUGAUAGUGUCUGGGAAGCGAUGGUUUUGCACUGAAUGCAAGAAAUUUCAGGAGUGUGAAAGAUGCCAUAGUUCUGAUGUACACACUUCAAAAAAUGGCAAGGUGCAUACACUUUGUCAGGUCGUGGAAGAUUUCCCCUUCAACAAUAAUCAGAAUGAUACCAUCAUUGAGAAUGGAUUAUUUGAGAAUAGAAACAACUUUUUGAGCUUCUGCCAGAAGAAUCAGUUUCAGUUUGACACACUCCGCCGUGCCAAGUAUUCCUCGAUGAUGAUCAUCUACUAUCUAAACAAUCCUCCUACUUUGCUGAGUUCUGGAACAUGUAGCAUUUGUUAUGCAUACAAUGUAUUCCAAAAGUGCUGGAAAUGUGAGAUUUGUCCAGAAUGUACUGUUUGCUCUGCAUGCUAUAAGGAUAGAGGUGCUAACAGCCAUGAACACAAGUUGAUUCAAAAAGUUUCAACAGAACUAAGUCAUUCUGAGAAUCAGGAGUCAAAGCAGGAAACGGUGCUGAUGCCGAAACUUAUGGAGGUUUUGCAGCAUGCUUCUCAAUGUAGCGCAAUAAAUGCUAAACUGUGCUCUUAUUCACACUGUUUUCAAAUCAAGAAGCUGUUCUCUCAUGGCAGUAGGUGUACUAUUCGCGCUAAUGGCGGCUGCCACCAAUGUAAAAGGAUAUGGUCUAUACUAAUUGCUCACUCCAAAAAUUGCAAAGACUCAAAAUGUAACAUACCACGUUGCAGAGAUCUGAAGAAGAAUGUUAAACUGAAAGCGAUGCAAUCCAAAUCUCGGCAUGGAGCUGCAGUUUGUGGGAAGUGACAAAGCACAUACAUACUGAUCAAUGAAAUUUGUGCAUAUAUUUAGAGUACAGAGAACAGCCACACAAUCUUCAAUAGUUAGUUAAUAAUAAGCUUAUCGAAAUCACAGAGUUAAUAAGUGGUUAUAAGCAGUCAAUGUACAGCAAUAAGUUGUCAAUUUAUAGUAUAAGCUUUGAUGAAGCAUAUUAAAUUUUGUUGAAGCGUAGUAUAGUACACAGAUAAAGAGUUAAUUAUAUCAGUGUUGAGAUGAAAACCUUUCCUGGUGUAUAUUUAAUUAUGUAUAUGCAUAGAUUAGGAAUCAACUGCAAUAACCUUAAUUUUUCAAUCUCUAAAAACAAGAGAUUCAAUUUUGUAUUAUUGUGAAUAUAUAUUCAAUG